Molecule: messenger RNA, 1766 nt
Organism: Monascus purpureus
Lineage: Eukaryota; Fungi; Ascomycota; Eurotiomycetes; Eurotiales; Aspergillaceae
Source: the annotation of a GenBank genome assembly
GCGAUACAUAGACGCUCCCAAUGCUUUCUGAGGACUUCCUUGCGUCGACGCUGACGUCCUCGAAGAUUCCAGCAUCCGCGACUCUGCGGGAUCUCGGAAUCUGCGUCUACGGGUUGCACCCUUCGCCGGCCCUCCGCUCGGGCUUCAAGAAAAGCUCAACGCCGACGAGCUGCCUGGCUGUGAGCGCGUCACAUGUCUUUGCGGCGCAAGCAGAGAAAGCAAUUGUCCAUGUCUAUAGUAGAGAGAGGGGAAACCAGGAAGCGACGGUUCCCUUCCCAGAGCGGAUACGCAGUAUAGCCCUUGCGGGAGGCCAGAAUGGCGACAUCCUGGUCCUGGGAACGGAGGGUGGACGGUUGAUCUUAUGGGAGACGUCUACCGGCCGCCGUAUAUCUACUGCAUCUUUGCAUCUACAACCAGUCACCUCUCUCGUCGUUGAUCCUUCCUCCAACUUUGUUAUCUCAGGCUCAUCAGAUGCCAAUAUCCAUGUAUGGUCUCUGGUAGGACUCCUCUCCUUCACCGAGCUCGCCUCUAGCCAUAUUCCACAACAGCAGAAGGCAUCUAUUCGCAUGCUUUCGAGCCAUCGCGCCGCAAUAACCUCUCUCGCAGUGGGCCAUAGUGCUGGCCGGUAUAACAUCGUUGUUUCUACUUCCGAGGAUAAUACAUGUAUUGUGUGGGAUUAUCACACGGGGAGAGUUUUGCGAACGUUCCUUUUGCCCUUUGCGCCGCUAUGCGUGGCUCUUGACCCGGCUGAUCGCGCGGCCUAUGUGGGUUACGAGGAUGGGAGCGUUCAGAAGAUCGACUUUUACAGUACCAAGUUGACACAGCACCCGCUUUACGACACUUCAUUACAAUCUACCCCGUCGCAGUUGUCAGCAGAAGAUCGAUGGAAGCCCCCUUCAGCGGAUUUGGGUGCAGCUGAUGUUAUCUCGGUUUCGUACGACGGUACAACUUUCCUGUCUGGGCAUAGAAACGGGAAGGUUCUGGCGUGGAAUAUUGCUAGGGGGAAGUAUGCUUCGACAGUGGCGGACUAUACCCACCCCGUCACGAACCUGGUGAUGCUACGACCAAAUGGUCUACCCCACAAGUCUCUUGAUUUAAAGAGGAUCAUGCGUACCGUAGUCAAGCCUCGCGUUGAUCAUUCUUUCACCGACCUGUCUGAUUCUGCAGGUGCUGCGCCUGCGGAGUAUGUGGUCCAUACUCAUCUAGUCGAUCAAGCACCAUCUCGAUCCAUCGUCAAAGACGGCGGGAAAUCAGACCAGUUUUCACAAGCCUUGACUCAUGCAUCUUUCCCUGUCUCGACUAUUGAAGAAGGUCUCGCAGAAUUGGCUGCCUUGCGCCAGCCCGAUGCCAACGGAGUUCAGACACCUUCAAACCAAGGGGGACAGACUCUCGAGAAAACAGCAGCAGCAGCAAGAGUCGAUCGCGCCAAGAUGGAAUCACUUGAAUCUGAAGUCAAAAAUCUUAAGCAGUUGCUAGCCAUCAAUGAAACUGCCCGCCGGACAUCUUUAGAAGAAAUUGUCGGACUCCGGUCUUUUGUUAGCAGGCUUCAAGACGGUCUUAUUGAAGCGUACAUGAAAGAGGAAGAGGUGCAGUUUGAUAGAGUCUUGCGACAGGCGAGGAAAGAAGAAAGCGAGACGAGGAAACGGGAGGCGUGGUUCGAGGCUGAAAAGAAGGGGCAGAAAGGCGAUGCAAUUCUGAAAGAGAUGGCCACUGAGGACGACGCCAUCGCAAGCGAUACUGAUGAUCAGAGUAGUGAUGGGAAUUAA